Molecule: messenger RNA, 2355 nt
Organism: Anarrhichthys ocellatus (wolf-eel)
Lineage: Eukaryota; Metazoa; Chordata; Actinopteri; Perciformes; Anarhichadidae
Product: apoptotic chromatin condensation inducer in the nucleus-like
Exons: 2
Coding region: 288-2204 (638 amino acids)
Source: RefSeq, a predicted model, not a curated record
CAAAGAAUUAACAAUGUGUUCUUUUCUAUUCUAUUCCGAAUGAGGAGGAAGAGGAUGAAGAGGAGUUGACUCCCCUCAGCGCUCCUCCCACGCUGUCAAUCACAGAAGAAAUCCUGGAGUUCAUCAACCAGAGCAGAGCCAGAGAUGGACUCACCGCCAUCCACACUGACACAUCGGUGCGCGUUCUGGAUCAGCCCAAAGAGAGUCAGCCUCCAUCCAUCCCGACCAACUUCACCUGUCCACUGCCCCCAGUCGCCUGCCCCUCCAGUCCAGAACAAAGACCCACAAUGCACCAGGAGCAGGAAAAAGCAGAGGCCGAGAAUGACGGCACCUUCCAAAGUCAGCCUGGUGACCCUGGAGGGGAAAGCGGUCUUGAAAAUGAGAGGACUAUGAAUGAAGUCCAGGAAAUCCAAGAUGCAGCAAGUGAAGUGGAGAAGGGAGUGGAGGAGGGUGGAGAGACAGAAGGAGAAGUGUUAGGAAAAGAGGAAGGAGAGGAGGAAACAAGAGAUGAAGGAGGAGAGAUUAUCAUCCAUGUGUCAGAUCUUCAUCCCUCCAUCUCAGAAGAGGAAGAAAGAAAGAGUUGUCAGUCGCCCAGGGAAGAGGUGAUCACUGAAACCACCACUUCCUCCCCAAAUCCAGAUCCCCCUCCUCACCCAUCCCAGAGAGGCCAGCAACGCUCAAGAGGCUCCCACCUCACCAAGCGAGACAAGAAGAUCAUCGAAAAGAUCCGGAGUUACUACGAGGCGGCAGCUGAGGCCGAAGAGGACGAAGCAGAGGAGAAGGAGGAGGAGGACGAAGACCAUGACGACGAACGAGGAGAAGGAUUGACACAGACAAGGAGAAACAGUUUCUCACAAAUCCCAUCCGGCUUAGUGAAGGAGUCGGUAUCGCGCUUUGACAUGAGUGGACACCAGGGGGAGCCAGAGAGUGGACGAUGCAAGUGUGAAACAACGGAAGCAAUCGACAGAGAGGCAGAUCCAGAGAUCCCUUCCGUCACUCCACUCUCAGCAGAUUUAGAGAGUGAUGUACAAGCUGAGAAACAGAUCAGCUCUUUGGAUUUUGAUGCAGAAAGUCAAGCCUCUACCGAGAUUCAGGACAAGGAGACUCCAAACCAAUUGAAUCUGCAGUCGAGUCCAAACCGUCCCGUUGAAGAAGAGGCUGAGAUUCUGGGCGAAGAUGGAAAAGUUUGCAAAGGACCAUCGGAGGAAGCGCUGGAAGAACAGAAGACGAGUGUUAUGGCUACCGGAGAACCCGGUGGACAUUCCCAGCGAGGAGAAGAACCGACUAUUACCGAACAGCACAAGUGCACAGACAAACCAAUCACAACCAGUGCUGGAAACCCAGUUGUUAUGAAUGGACAUGAACCGAACCCAGCAGGGCUGGCAGAACCAAAUGAAAGCCACAUUGAACCACCUACUCCUCUGCCAGCUACAGAGCAGUGUCAAAAAACUGAGGCCAAGGCUCAGUCCACCAAACACAGAGACCUAGAAAGAACCAGCUGGAACCUUGAAGGUCUUCCCAGUCAGAUUAAAGUGGGUCGAUGGUCCCGCCAAUCCAGGAUUGUCACCGCCAACCGGGUCUUGUUUGAGGGCAUGAGGUCGGACGUAGCCGGUAUUGGGUUAUUUGAGGCCGGCCCCGUGGUGGACUCCAUGCUGAUGGAAAACUCAGAGCGCAUUCUGAGCAAGGUCCAAACAAUGGCCCGCAUGUACAGCGCCAAAGCCAGCACCAUGAAGGUCCCCCUGCAUCAGAAACGGGCCAGCAAUGUAUGGAACCUAUCAUGGGACUCAGGUAGACCGUCUGGAUACUCAACUCAGACCCAAACCGAAAGCCAGUCCAUUCAAUCUCAGACUCAAAUACAGAACCCGACUAAGUACCGGCAGCAAACACAACACCAAAAGGAAGUCAGUCAAUCAGAGACCCACUCAGAGACCAAAGUUCAGAGCCAAACAGUAACCCAAACCGGGCAGCAAUCGCAGAUCCAAAACAAAACCCAGCUGUGGAGUCAGACACAUUACCAAAGCCAGAACCAGACCAAGACUUACAGCCAGUACCAGACCCAAACCACGAGCCGGGAGGACUGGAUGAUCCAGGAGAGGACCAUAAAGAGAGCGGAGAGCCUGACAAACGGUACGUCUUCUAAGUACAAUGACUUGAUUUCUUGUCGAGUGGACCACAAGAUAACUGGAUACCAUUGCAACCCUUAAGCGUAGUUUAUUCUAGAAUGUUUUGUUACUUGGCACACUUUUCAGACAUAACUGUCACAAAUAGUUGGCUGAUAAAAACACAAUCAACAUGUCGAAGGAUUUUACAAGGAAGGCCUUAAAUGCUUGACAAGCAAAUGAAAAGUGAAGCCGA